ACUGUGUACACGCAUUGCUUUGGUAACGCUGGCAGCACUACAAGCCCCACGUCAAUUCAAAACGCAAAAGUCAAAAUCCAAAACAUUGAGUGACGUUUACAAAUUCUUAGUUGGUGUUAUUAAUUUUGCGAAAAAUUCGCCACGCAGCAUGGGAGAUGCAUCAGCUUCGGACACCGAGUCCAAUAAACCUAGUCCUAUCAACGAACCACAUUUAGAACUGCAGGAGCGGCGUCCCUUCGGUGGGCUCGAGUUUCAAGUAUCUGAAGUAGUAGAAAGGCUCGAAGCCGGGGUUAAUGCACAGGAUGCUGCCGAUGACGAGAAAAAGCGUGAACCGCGUAAAAUCAGUACCGGCUUUUUUGAACCCGAAGAAACACCAAUGGAUGAAAUUCUGAAAAUUUUAGAGGAACUAGUGAUCAAGACCGACCCUAGUUGCGAGAGCUUAGAGCCUCCGCUGUUGCCGACGGAUGCGGUGACUCGUGCGGCCAUUCUUUCUCAUAGUAUUUCAGCAUUAUUUGGUCGCUUAGAAAGAAGUCACGCAGCGCGCCUCGGUACUCACAUAGCAAGCGAAACGACUCGAUGGAUGGCUCACAUGUUUAGGCUAUCAGACUACAAUGCAUAUUAUCAUCAAGAACAGCUUGAAGGUCUUGUGCGGGUCACAAGGAUGCUGCUCCAUCACAGAUACCCUAGAUAUUUAGAAGAUGGAGCAUUGGCGUUUGCAAAUCGUCUACCCUGCAUAUACAGUUGCGUUGCGAGUCCACUGGGGAUCGUUCAGCACCUCUGCAGACAGCUGGGCUUACCGCUGGCUUGUGUUAGGCCAGUUCCAGUAAAUCCUUCAGGUCGAGGAAUGGACAUAGACGCGUUAGAGAGGCUAUGUGACGAGGACGUCGCCGCCAAUCGCACCCCGCUGCUGGUGCUGGGAGAAGUGGGAGCUCCGCCCCUAGGUUGGGGCACUCCGCUGUACACCCUUGGUGAAAUCUGCGCUAGAAGAAACCUGCACCUACACGUCAGAGGGCACGCGUUAGCCUUACCUGGUGCCAGCCUGAAAGAGCAGACUUACAGUAUACCGGACUCGUUGACGCUGACUCCAGGACCGUGGUUCGGCGUGCCGGGCCUGCCUACUGUCACGUUUUACAAAAUUCCAGAAUCGGUAACAGCCAACGAUCAAUCUAAGGGCGUUAACGCGGCAGGCGCCCGGGAAGGCGCGGUGGCAGCCCUGUCGGGUCUGUGCGCGGCGGGGCGUGCGGCGGCGCUGCCGCUGUGGGUGAUGGCCCGCGCGGCCGGCGCCCCCGCCCUGCACGGCGCGCUGCGGGCCGCCUUCCGCGCCGCGCGCACCGCCUACACGCUGGUCGCCGCCGCCGGCCUCACCGUGCUGAGCGAGCGUCCAGGCGGCGACGAACCACCGAACAUAGACAUAGUUGAGGCAGUUAGUCAAGCGUCUGCGUGCGUCGCCUUCCAGUUCGCUCCGCCCGGCGCGGAGAGGCCGCCGCCCUACUACGACAAGCUGAACUCCUGGCUGGGGCAGGUGCUGCAGAGGGAGGCCGACAUGAUAAGUAUAGAGGUUUGCGAGACCGAGUCCCACGGCGUCGUCCUGCGCUACUGUCCGCUCGAGGGCUCUAUCCUUGAGGAAGAUAAGAUAGAGAGCUGGUCCAGCAUCCUGGAGGCGCAAGUUCACGUCCUACACGCGACCGUGGCCCUCAGGGAGCCCUUCCAACAGAGAGUCGAACAGAACCCUUGCUUGAGGCUGGUCCACGUGCCGGGCUGGGCGGGUCUCGGCGGCGUCCGCUACGUCCCCCCGGGCUGGGAGGAGGCGCCCCUCGAGCAGCUCAACUCCCUGAACCGGCAGCUGGUGGAAACCCUCAGGGUCACGGACGGAGCCUUCUCGUGCGGCGACGGCGACGACCAAAUGGCUUGCGUCAGGUUCGGCAUGGUGACCGCCGACACGGAUGUGGACGAGCUGCUGGAUCUGGUGGUGGCGGCCGGCAGGGAAGUCGAGGAGAGCUCCAAGGCCCUCACCGAUAUGUCGGAAGUCUUGAAGAAAGGCAUAGAGGCGGCGCAGGCGGACAUCGAGCGCGAGAGCCUGGAGCGGCUGUGGCAGGAGGGGCUGCUGCGGCGCGUGCCGGUGGUGGGGCGCGUGGUGUCCUGGUGGGCGCCCUCCGCCGCGCCGCCCGUGGGCCGCCGUCUGCACCUCGCCAGCGGCACGCUGCAGCCCACCGACGACAUCUACAGGUUGGUUCAAAACAAAAGUAAAGACAACACAGAGCCGGCGCGCGCGCACUCCCCGACCCGCGCCGCGCCGCAACACUAGUCCUCUGAGUCGUCGGCACGUACCAACCACUGUAAUACAUUGAAUACGAACAUUAUGCGGUUUAUUCUAAAUUUAUAUAUAUAUAAAAAUGAAAAUAAAAUGUCGAUAAGGCAACGCGAUUUUGUCGUAAAUUCUAAGAUCAAUACGAUCCGGAAUGAUGAAGCGGUCCGCUUGUGCAAUUCCAUCGUGUAUGAGUAAGACGGAAAGCCAUUUGUGAUGUGUCGCAUAGCUAAUCUAGAUGGCGCCACCCAAGCAAAGUUUAUAUGUUUUUUUAGUCUAUGGUAAAAAUAUAAUAUAAUUAGUGUACGUAUGUAAUUAGAAUUAAAUAAAUCUUUAAAAUAUGAAACUUUUGUAAUGUAGUUUUCAUAAAUUGUUUUUUUUUUUAUUUUUAUUAAUUGGAUGAUUUGUUUUGUAAUCGAUUUAGGUGAUUGACCUAAUUAAUUGAGAUUGAAUCCCGAGGCUAUCGUUCUGUUAAACCCCGUGAAGUCAAUAUCUCCAUUGCAAAAGCUGGAAUAAAGAACUCGAAAGAGCGCUUUCGAUCGAUCAGAUAAUUGAGAUUCAAAAGAUAUAACUUUUGGUUCUGAGCGGCCUCAAUUGCUAACCUAAAGCUCUUGAACUGUGACCGUAUCUAGUGUAUCAUUUAAAGCCAUGCAAUUAACUGAUGUUUGAAAAAUUAUAACAUGUAAUUUUGUUUAUGCUGUAGUCUUUAUAUUUGUAAUGUUGUAAUUAAUAUUCUUAAUGUAUGUAUGUAUAAUAAACAUUUAGAAGUA
This is a messenger RNA of Bombyx mori (domestic silkworm), 3075 nucleotides long. RefSeq names its product pyridoxal-dependent decarboxylase domain-containing protein 1. Bases 149 to 2305 code for a protein of 718 amino acids. The transcript is spliced from 15 exons. The record is from RefSeq and is a predicted model, not a curated record. Gene Ontology annotation, cellular component: intracellular membrane-bounded organelle. NCBI's taxonomy places the organism in Eukaryota, Metazoa, Arthropoda, Insecta, Lepidoptera, Bombycidae.